This is a messenger RNA of Vanessa atalanta (red admiral), 473 nucleotides long. RefSeq lists its product as uncharacterized. The transcript has 2 exons. The coding region runs from base 45 to 473 and encodes 142 amino acids. Lineage: Eukaryota; Metazoa; Arthropoda; Insecta; Lepidoptera; Nymphalidae. The record is from RefSeq and is a predicted model, not a curated record.
CGUUUUGUAAAACUUCUUAAAUAUUUUUAAAACAAAGUAAUAAAAUGUUGUGUCCCGAAGGUGCUCAACUUCAAAUUGAGAACUCUUUAAAGAAUGAGGAAAAUGCUUGUAGUAAGAAAAACAAUGUUGAAGGUCCGGAUAACUUGGAACUGAAUGCUUAUAAAACUUCUAAAAGCUGGAAGAAAUCUAUUACAAAUUUUUUUCGAAAUCAACUUCGAUCUACUAAAUCAAAUGAUGGCGAUCGACCAACGGGUAAACAAGAUCCAUUUGAAGAGAAGGAGAUAGCUCCUGAGCAAAAAUGGCAAUCGUUGGGAAAAGUUUUUAAGCGUCAAAGUUUUGCUGAGCACUGGCGGAAUUCUCCAGUUCAGCAGGGAGAAUCUUCAUCUCAAAACAAACGUCAUGCUAUUCGGAAAGUGUUUUCUAGCUAUUUGGGGAAAUCUCAAAAAUGUAAAUCUGAUUCACUUGAAAAUUAA